Molecule: messenger RNA, 2067 nt
Organism: Microthlaspi erraticum
Lineage: Eukaryota; Viridiplantae; Streptophyta; Magnoliopsida; Brassicales; Brassicaceae
Source: the annotation of a GenBank genome assembly
AUGGACGAGGUCACUCUUUGCCUAGCGCUUAAAGCAUGCCGCGGAGACCCGAAACGCGGCUGCCAAAUCCACGGCUUUUCGAUAACGUCUGGCUUCACUUCCUUCGUCUGCGUUUCAAACGCUGUAAUGGGUAUGUACCGCAACGCCGGUCGAUUCGGCAAUGCCUUGCGCUUAUUUGAGAAUCUAACUGAACCUGAUGUUGUUUCUUGGAACACUAUACUCUCUGGAUUCGAUGACAGUCAAGUUGCUCUGAGUUUCGUUGCUAGGAUGAAAUCCGCCAGAGUUGUUUUCGACAAAUUCACUUACUCCACCGCUCUUUCCUUCUGUGUUGGCUCUAAAGGAUUCGUUUUGGCAUUGCAGUUGCAGUCUCCUGCUGUGAAAUCCGGACUUGACUCUGAUGUUGUCGUUGGGAAUUCGUUUAUAACAAUGUAUUCGCGAGCUGGAAGUUUCGGAGAUGCUAAGAGAGUGUUCGAUGAAAUGCCGGUGAAGGAUAUGAUUUCGUGGAACUCUCUAUUGUCAGGACUUUCUCAAGGAGGCGACUUCGGGUUUGAAGCUGUGGCUGUGUUUAAGGAGAUGAUGCGAGAAGGUGUGGAGGUUGAUCAUGUGUCUUUCACCAGCGUGAUUACAACUUGUUGUCACGAACCUGACCUGAAACUGGCUAAGCAAAUCCAUGGUUUGUGUGUAAAAAGAGGUUAUGAAACACUUGUGGAAGUUGGUAACGUUUUGAUCUCAAGUUACUGGAAGUGUGGGGUUUCAGAAGCUGUGAAAUCAGUGUUUUACCGAAUGAGUGAGCGCAAUGUAGUCUCUUGGACGACGAUGAUUUCAGCUAACAAAGAUGAUGCUGUGUCCAUCUUUCAUGAGAUGAGGUUAGAUGGAGUUUUCCCUAACGAGGUCACGUUUGUUGGAUUGAUCAACGCUGUGAAGUGCAAUGGGGAAAUCAGAGAAGGGCUUAAAGUUCACGGGAUAUGCAUCAAGACUGGUUUUGUCUCGAAACUGUCUAUCGGCAACAGUUUCAUCACAAUGUAUGCCAAGUUUGAGGCUCUGGAAGAUGCCAAGAAGGCUUUUGAUGAGAUACAUUUCCGGGAGGUUAUUUCCUGGAAUGCUAUGAUAUCUGGAUUUGCGCAAAACGGAUUCUCACACGAAGCUCUCAAGAUGUUCUUAUCAGCAGCAGCAGAGACAACGCCAAAUGAGUACACUUUCGGAAGCGUCUUGAACGCAAUAGCUUCUGCAGAGGAUAUAUCUCUAAAGCAAGGUCAGCGUUGCCAUGCUCGUAUACUGAAAUCUGGUUUGUGUAGCUGCCGUGUUGUUUCAAGCGCGCUUCUUGAUAUGUACGCCAAGCGUGGGAGCAUCAAUGAGUCCGAGAAAGUCUUUGACGAGAUGCCUGAGAGGAACCAGUUUGUAUGGACAUCGAUCAUAUCGGCCUAUUCAAACCAUGGGGAUUUUGAAUCCGUGAUGAGCUUUUUCCAAGAGAUGGUUAAGGAGAACGUAGCACCAGACCUGGUCACGUUUCUCUCAGUGUUAACAGCUUGUAAUAGAGAAGGUAUGGUGGAGAAAGGCUAUGAGAUUUUCGACUCGAUGACCAGAGACUACAAGCUCGAGCCGUCUCAUGAGCAUUACUCGUGUAUGGUGGAUAUGCUUGGCCGAGCUGGGAGGUUGGAAGAAGCAGAGGAGCUUAUGAGUGAGGUUCCUGGAGGACCAGGAGAGUCGAUGUUGCAGAGCAUGCUCGGGUCUUGUAGGCUGCACGGGAAUGUGGAAAUGGGAGCGAGAGUGGCAGAGCUUGCGAUGGAGAUGAAGCCGGAGUUGUCGAGCUCUUACGUUCAGAUGUAUAACAUCUAUGCAGAGAACGGAGAGUGGGAGAAAGCUGCAGAAAUGAGGAGGAAGAUGAGGAAGAAAGAUGUGAGGAAAGAAGUUGGAUUCAGUUGGAUUGAUGUUGUUGACACUGAAGGUUCUUUAACGAUGCAAGGUUUCUCUACUGGGGACAAGUCUCACCCGAAAUCUGAUGAGAUUUAUAGAAUGGUGGACAUUAUCGGAUUGGAGAUGAAGUUGGAGAGAGAGGUUGCAGUUUAG